Messenger RNA from Aspergillus caelatus, 852 nucleotides. RefSeq lists its product as uncharacterized. The record is from RefSeq and is a predicted model, not a curated record. NCBI's taxonomy places the organism in Eukaryota, Fungi, Ascomycota, Eurotiomycetes, Eurotiales, Aspergillaceae. The transcript is spliced from 3 exons. The coding region runs from base 34 to 636 and encodes 200 amino acids.
GGAAAGGUCAACCAGCCUCUAGUGAUCGAGGGUAUGCCAAGUCGCGUUGUCUCUAUUGACUGUGCGCGGAAGAUGUAUUGGGGUCCAGCUAAUCACCCAUUUGGUAGGUUCAAACACUACGACUUCGAAGAAACCUUUGAGAUCUCGCACGAUGAAAUGCAACAGGGCAUCUCACGGCUGUCCGGUCCGCUCGCAGAAAACGAGCCACUGCUGAAUGAAUUCCAUGCGCACUGUUAUGCAGCCUCGCACCUGAUCCUCUCGCGCCUGGAGGAAUUACUGAACCUCCCACUACGGAGCUCGCACCGCCCUGGGGCGCCCAGCGAGACCAGCCUCAAACUCGUCGCAGAGCCAUCAUUUCCCACCAUCUCCGAUGUACCGGAGACCAAGCAUACAGACAGCGGCACGUUGACAUUUGUCUUCUACGAUAAAUGGAGCCUUCAGACUCAUCUUGCUCAUAAAGGCCCGGAGAGCGUGGAAGAAAACUGGGCAUUUAUUCCUCCCCCAGUGCCGGGCUGUGUCGUUGUCCAUGUCGCCAACACGCUGCAGCGGCUAUCAAAGAACCAAUUGCGCUCGCUUUUUGAGGCCGGAGGUGGCCAAGAAUCAGGCAGUGGCUGCCUAGGACUCCAUAGAUACUAGACACCUAGCUACGAGGGUCUGUGGGUCAUGUACUAGACUUCACGAGGUGUUUAGAAUUCAAUAUAUUGUGGAUGUGACCCGUCCUGAGCAACGAUCUCCAUGUUUCGAGGAGCCAGAUGGCCUACCAAACGUAGUAGAAUCAUCCCCCACUCACGAAAAGAUCACCGCCAGCCCCGCUGCGAUGUAAUCCAAAAAACUUUUCAUUCAAGUGACCAC